AUGAGGAAUAUUAACAUCAACAGGAGCUGGGACAGCGAGGACGUGGCCGAUCAGAGGCUGACGUCACGCUGCUCUCACGGGACCAGGGCGCUGAUCUGCAGCUUCCGCGGCUCGCUGACUCAGGGCUUGACUCUGGAGGUCGGAGAGACGGUUCAGAUCCUGGAGAAAUGUGAAGGAUGGUUCAGAGGAUUUUCUACGAGGAAGCCGAAUGUCAAGGGAGUUUUUCCAGCCAACUACAUUCACCUGAAGAAAGCUGUCGUCACCAACCGAGGGCCUCACGAGACCGUGCUGCCUCUGGAGGACCCCAUCGUUACCGAGGUGACGUCCACGCUGCAGGAAUGGGCCUUGCUGUGGAAGCAGCUCUAUGUGAAACACAAGGUGGAUCUGUUCUACAAGGUUCGCCACGUGAUGAUGGAGCUGAUCGACCUGAGGAGGCAGCUGCUGUCAGGUCACCUGACACAGGACCAGAGCCGGGACGUCAAACGCCACAUCACCGUCCGACUGGACUGGGGCAACGAACACAUGGGUCUGGACCUGGUGCCGAGGAAAGAGUUUGACAUGGUGGACGAGGAGCAGAUAAGCGUCUCAGAUCUUUAUAAAAUGCAUCUGUCCAGCAGACACAGUGUCCAGCAGAGCACCACACAGGGCGACGGCACACGGCAGCGGCACGGCGACCCGGGCCGAGUUCCGGUACCACACCACCUGCUGGUCAACCUGAAGAGCUUCACCUACAACAGCAUCGGGGAGGACACGGACAUCUUCUUCUCCCUGUACGACCUGAGAGAGGGAAAGACCAUCAGUGAGAAGUUCAUGGUGAGACUGAACAAGAACGGAGGCCCGAAGAAUCCAGAGAAGGUGGAGAGGCUGUGUGCGCUCUUCACGGAUCUGAGCAACAAGGACAUGAAGAGAGAUCUGUACAUCGUGUCCCAGGUCAUCAGGACAGGUCGCAUGCUGCUGAACGACAGUAAGAAAGGUCCGCCACACGUUCAGUACCGCCGGCCGUACGGGUGUGCCGUCCUGGCCAUGAGCGACGUCCUGCAGACCAUCGCCGAGCUGAAGGAGGAGAAGGACUUUGUGCUGAAGGUGUACACGUGUAACAAUGAGAACGAAUGGUACCAGAUCCAUGAGAACAUCAUCCGCAAGUCCAGCACCAAAUACACAGCUCCCAGCACCAACUAUGGCCUCAUCAUCUCCCUGCAGCUGCUGAGAGGAGACAUGGAUCAGGUCCGCAGGGAGAACCCUCUCAUCUUCAGCAGAGGCGCGGCCAUCACACGCAAACUGGGGUUCCCCGAUGUCAUCAUGCCGGGGGACAUCCGUAACGACCUGUACCUGACGCUGGAGCGAGGGGACUUCGAGAGAGGAGGGAAGAGCGUCCAGAAGAACAUCGAGGUCACCGUCUUUGUGCUUUACGCCGAUGGAGAGAUCCUCAAGGACUGCAUCAGUGUUGGUUCGGGGGAGCCCAACCUGCCCGAGCACCGCUCCUUCGUGCUCUACCACAACAACAGCCCCCGCUGGAGUGAGGUCAUCAAACUACCGAUUCCCAUCGACCGCUUCAGAGGAUCCCACAUCCGCUUCGAGUUCAGACACUGCUCCACAAAAGACAAAGGAGAGAAGAAGCUGUUUGGUUUUGCCUUCACUCCUCUGAUGAGGGAGGAUGGAACCACUCUGUCAGACGAGAGCCACGAACUCUACGCCUACAAGUGUGAUGAGAACACCACCUUCAGUAACCACGCCCUCUACCUGGGCCUGCCCUGCUGCAAGGAAGACUUCAACAGCUGCCCCAGCAUCCCCUCCAGCCUCAUCUUCCAGCGCAGCACCAAGGAGAGCUUCUGGAUCUCCACCCAGCUGUCCUCCACCAAGCUCACGCAGAACGUCGACCUGCUGGCGCUGCUGAAGUGGAAAGCUCAUCCGGACCGGGUCAUGGACAUCCUGGGCCGGCUGAGGCACGUCAGUGGAGAGGAGAUCGUCAAGUUUCUACAAGACAUUCUGGACACGUUGUUCUCCAUCUUAGACGACAACACAGACAAGUAUGGACCACUGGUGUUCCAGUCACUGGUGUUCAUCAUCAACCUGCCGGACAGUAAGUUCUAUCACUUCCGACCUGUGAUGGACACGUACAUUCAGAAGCACUUUGCUGGAGCUCUGGCCUACAAGGAGCUGAUCCGCUGUCUGAAGUGGUACAUGGAUCGCUCUGCAGAGGUGGUGAGACAGGACCACAUCCAGGAGGCCAUGAGGGCUCUGGAGUAUCUGUUUAAGUUCAUCGUUCAGUCUCGGAUCCUUUACUCUCGGGCCACGUGUGGGAUGGAGGAGGAGCAGUUCAGGACCAGCGUCCAGGAACUGUUCCAGUCCAUCCGCUUCGUCCUCAGCCUGGACAGCCGCAGCUCCGAGACCCUCAUCUUCACCCAGGGCUCGCAGCCUUGUCCCGGGUCAAAUCCAGCCCCAGGUCCUGCUGCUCCCUUAGCGUUAGCCACGCCCCCGGGUCAGUCCCAGCUCGCCGCCCCGGGGGGGGCACUCGGCAGCGGGGGGGCACCCGGCUGCGUUCAGGCCUGGAGCUCCAACGCUCUGCGGCCGUCGCCUCUGUCAGCCGCUCUGCUCAACUCGUUCCCGGCCAUCUUCGACGAGCUGCUGCAGAUGUUCACGGUGCAGGAGGUGGCGGAGUUUGUGCGCGGCACGCUGGGCAGCAUGCCGUCCACCGUGCACAUGGGACAGUCCAUGGACGUGGUCAAGCUGCAGUCCAUCGCCCGCACUGUGGACAGCCGGCUCUUCUCCUUCCCAGAGUCUCGAAGGAUCCUGCUGCCCGUGGUCCUGCAUCACAUCCAUCUGCAUCUGAGGCAACAGAAAGAGUUGCUCAUCUGCUCUGGAAUACUCAGCUCUAUAUUCUCUAUAAUCAAGACCAGCUCACUGGACACGUCCGUGCAGGAGGAGGUGGAGAUGAUGGUGGAGUCUCUGCUGGACGUCCUCCUGCAGAGCCUGCUGUCCAUCAUGAGCAAGAGCCAAUCGCAGGAGGCGGUAAGGGGUCAACGCUGUCCGCAGUGCACCGCGGAGAUCACUGGCGAGUACGUGUCCUGCCUCCUGUCUCUCCUCCGCCAGAUGACCGACAUCCACUUCCAGCACCUGAUGGAAAACUUCCAGAGCAAAGAGGAGCUGAAGGAAUUCCUGCUGAAGAUUCUGUGUGUGUUCAGAAAUCUGAUGAAGCUCAGUAUCUUCCCUCGUGACUGGAACAUCAUGAGACUGCUCACCAGCAACAUCAUCCUGACCACGGCUCAGUAUUUGUCACCUGCGCUUCACAAGAACUUCACCGAAGCAGAGUUUGAUUUUAAGGUGUGGAACUCCUACUUCAGUUUGGCCGUCCUCUACAUCAACCAGCCGAGUCUGCAGCUGGAGAACCUGAGUCCUGCCAAGAGGAAAAAGGUUUUAGACAAGUACGGAGACAUGAGGGUGAUGAUGACCUACGAGCUGUUCAGCAUGUGGCAGAACCUGGGUGAGAAUAAGAUCCACUUCAUCCCCGGUAUGAUCGGCCCGUUCCUGGGAGUCACGCUGGUCCCUCAGGUGGAGGUGAGGAACAUCAUGAUUCCCAUCUUCCACGACAUGAUGGACUGGGAGCAGCGCAAGAACGGAAACUUCAAGCAGGUGGAGGCUGAACUGAUCGAUAAACUGGACAGUUUGGUUUCUGAGGGGAAAGGAGACGAGAACUACAGAGAACUCUUCAGUUUGCUAACCCAGCUGUUUGGGCCCUACCCCAGUCUGUUGGAGAAGAUCGAGCAGGAGACGUGGAGAGAGACGGGCGUGUCCUUCGUCACGUCCGUCACACGGCUGAUGGAGCGACUGCUGGACUACAGGGACUGCAUGAAGGGAGACGAGACGGAGAACAAGAAGAUCGGCUGCACCGUCAACCUGCUGAACUUCUACAAGUCGGAGAUCAACAAGGAGGAGAUGUACAUCCGCUACAUCCACAAGCUGUGUGACAUGCACCUACAGGCCGAGAACUUCACAGAGGCUGCGUUCACUCUGCUGUUGUACUGGGAGCUGCUGCACUGGGACGAGCGGCCGCUGAAGGAGUUCCUGCAUUACUCUGCUCAGACCGAGUGGCACCGCAAGGAGGCGCUCUGCCGCAAGGUCAUCCACUACUUCAACAAGGGAAAGUGCUGGGAGUAUGGAAUCCCUCUUUGCAGGGAGUUGGCCUUCCAGUAUGAAUCUCUGUACGACUACCAGAGUCUGAGCUGGAUACGGAAAAUGGAGGCGGCGUAUUACGACAACAUUAUGGAGCAACAGCGUCUGGAGCCAGAGUUCUUCAGGGUGGGAUUCUACGGCAGGAAGUUCCCCUUCUUCCUCAGAAACAAAGAGUUUGUGUGUCGGGGUCAUGACUACGAAAGGUUAGAGGCCUUCCAGCAAAGGAUGCUGGGAGAAUUCCCACAAGCCAUUGCGAUGCAGCAUCCCAAUCAGCCGGAUGAGGCGAUCCUGCAGUGCGACGCCCAGUACCUCCAGAUCUACGCCGUAACGCCGGUGCCGGACGGCGUCACCGUGCUGCAGAUGGACCGAGUACCGGACCGCAUCAAGAGCUUCUACAGGGUCAACAACGUCCGGCGCUUCCGUUACGACCGGCCGUUCCACAAAGGAUCCAAAGACCGAGACAACGAGUUCAAGAGUCUCUGGAUCGAGAGGACCACCCUGAUCCUCACGCACCCCCUGCCUGGAAUCUCUCGCUGGUUUGAGGUGGAGAAGCGAGAGCUGGUGGAGGUGAGUCCGCUGGAAAACGCCGUGUCUGUGGUGGAGAACAAGAACCAGGAGCUGCGGACCCUGAUCAGCCAGUACCAGCACAAGCAGCUGCACGGGAACAUCAACCUGCUCAGCAUGACCCUGAACGGAGUCAUCGACGCCGCCGUCAACGGAGGCAUCGCCCGCUACCAAGAGGCGUUCUUUGAUAAGGAAUACAUCAGCAGCCACCCUGAGGACACGGAGAAGAUCACGCAGAUCAAAGACCUGAUGCAGGAGCAGGUCCACAUCCUGGGCGUCGGCCUGGCCGUGCACGAGAAGCUGGUUCACCCGGAGAUGCGUCCGCUGCACAAGAAGCUGAUCGACCAGUUCCAGAUGAUGAGGAGCAGCCUCUGCCACUGUUUCUAUGUGGCGCUGCAGGGACUUCCUGGUUUGGACAAGGUGGUCUCAGGAGCCACGCCCCCCAGAGGGAUCCUGGCCUCACACAGCCCCCUGAGCCCCGAGAGCUUCAAGCUCAUGCACCGGCACAGCCCCAUAGCUGUUCUGACUCCAGUGCGCUCCUCCUCCUCCUCUCUCUCCUCCCACCCCUCCAGUGAGAUGGGGAACGUUGGGAACCUGCUGAUCCUGGCGGAUGGGAUGGUGGUGGAGCACCCGGACGACUUCUACCGGAUGCAGGCAAGCCCCUCCUCCUCUAGCCUGAGCUCCACCCACUCUGCGCCCUCUCAGAUGAUACACUCCGCCCCCUCCACCAUCAGAGUGGGUUCUCCGUCUCUGCCGGACAAGUACCGACACAACAGAGAGAUGCUGAUGCUGCUGCCGCCGCACAGGGAGCGGCCGAGCAGCGCCAUGUACACCAACCUCACGGAGAACGGCCAGCCAGUGAACUUCCAGCGGGCGCUGUUCCAUCAGGUGAUUGGUCCGUGUAAACCCUGCAGCGACCCCAACCUGUCGGUGGCUGAGAAAGUGCUCACCACCCCCAGUAGCUGGAGUCUGGACAGUGGAAGCAGAGAUGCUCUCCCCUUCCUCUCUGCCCACGCUGGCACUGUCAUGGCACCUCCCGUUCCCCCCCGCAACCUGCCUCACGGGCAACACCUGUCGAUGCACUUUGACGCUUUCCACCACCAGGUCAGCGACCUCCCUCCAGCUCUCCCUGCGCGCUCCUUAAGAAAGUCUCCCCUGCACCCUAUACCUGCCUCGCCCACCAGUCCACAGUCCAUCCUGGAUGGCAGUAACUCCACCUUAUCAGGCAGCGCCAGCUCGGGAGUCUCCUCCCUCAGCGAGAGUAACUUCGGUGGCCCCGCCUCCUCCUCCUCCGACGCCCCGGCCAGCCGCACGGACGCCCUGGAGUCCGUCCCCUGCAGCCAGGCCUGGACCCCGGACCAGGAGGACCUGGACCCUCUGUACCAGCCCGUCAGAUACAGCGUCUCCGAGCCCGAGGUCCUGGACGGAGGGAAGCUCCCGCCCGGCCGCAGCCAGUCCGCCCCAGGAGGCGUGACCCCGGCUCCGGGUUCCGCCUCCACCGGCGCUCCACAACCACCGCAGCAGGACGGGCUGCCACACCCCCAGCACCACUACCACCACCACCACCACUUCCACCCCCACUACAUCCCCCACCACCCGCCUCUCUACCAGCUGCACGAGCCUCCUCCCGCCCUGCCGCCCAAGCCCUACCUCCGAGAGGGCUGCAUCCCGGAAGAAGACGCCCAGUCGGCGUCGCCUCCCGCCCCGCGGCCCAUGCCACGCAAGAUCUCACAGCCCAUCAUCGCUGCCACCAAGGACGAGCAAGCUAAAGUGGCGUGGGAGCACGGCGUCAGCGAGGAGUGAGACGCCGGCUGGAGAUUUGAGGAAACUUGGAGAACAAACAGAAUAGAAACUGUUUUCAGAGAGAAGGAGAAAGAAGUGAGAACCAAACUGAGACUGAGACAUGAGGGAACCUGUCCCGACCUUCUCCAGGAACCAGAACAAACACUGAAGGUCAAAGACGUUAAAAUCAUCGGCUCCUCAGAAAGUCUGAAGGUCGUUGAACCACUCGACCAUCAUGUGUCGUCCAGCUCAGAAACACUAUCACUCAAUCUGUCGCACCACAACGGUGUCAUUCAGGUUCAUCAUGAAACACUUCAAAGGGAUUUUAUCAGGUUGAUACCUCGUCACCAUGGUGACGCUCAGAUCAGACGCACUUUAAUCCUAACCCAUCAAAACAUAUACGAAUAAUCUGCAUAUUUUUAUAAAAGCAGAAACAGAAAGUUGAAAACAUAAGGAAAUUGUAAUAAUGACGGAACUAAACGCAGAGUGUUUCCUGAACAACAACAACAAGCCCAACGAUUGGUCGAGGUUUUGUUUCCUUAAAUGAAAGACGUCCUUUCCUUCAGUCUCUUUUUCCCGAUACAAUAUAUUAACGAUGAUGACGUCCUGUCGGAGCUGAGAGGUUUUUAUAUUUUCCAAAUGAAGCAUCAAAGUGUGUAGAUACAUGUAAAACAGUAUAUAAAACUAUAUGAAUAAUAAUUUAUAUUUAAUCCUUUUGAUUGAAGGUGAAAUAUGCAAGUUAAAUGGCUUCCAGAGUCGUUUAGUAGCUGCUCGGCGAUGACUCAUGACGUCAGGUUCCACUGCUGCAGCUCCUGAAGCAGAGAGAAGCUGAAGAAAUCAUUUCAUUUGAGGUGGUGACGUCAGGAAAGGAUUUUUUUUUUUUUAGCUGACGAUGUAAAUGUGUGCAAACGACCAGGUUGAUGACAUUUAUAGAGAAUAUUGACUCUGAGAAAUAUACACUUUUUGCCAGUUUUUAUGAAAUGAAUGACUGUACAUUUUUAACCUAAUAUACAGUUUUUUUUUAUGCAUGUUAAUUCAAUGGAAGAUCGAACAGAGAGUGAGUGAAACUUUCAAAUCACCAGGAUAUUAAAUGGCUGUGAUGAAGUGUAAAGAUACUGUGAAGGAUGAUGCGUUGUUGGCUUUGGUUUUAAAAAUGUAAAACCUUUUUUCCACCAGAUCAGAUCGUCA
This is a messenger RNA of Limanda limanda (common dab), 7704 nucleotides long. RefSeq names its product dedicator of cytokinesis protein 3-like. NCBI's taxonomy places the organism in Eukaryota, Metazoa, Chordata, Actinopteri, Pleuronectiformes, Pleuronectidae. The record is from RefSeq and is a predicted model, not a curated record. Gene Ontology annotation, molecular function: small GTPase binding; guanyl-nucleotide exchange factor activity. Gene Ontology annotation, biological process: small GTPase-mediated signal transduction. Gene Ontology annotation, cellular component: cytoplasm; plasma membrane.